Molecule: messenger RNA, 2577 nt
Organism: Tuber aestivum (summer truffle)
Lineage: Eukaryota; Fungi; Ascomycota; Pezizomycetes; Pezizales; Tuberaceae
Source: the annotation of a GenBank genome assembly
GAAUAUGUCUUUAAGUCUAGAUAAGUUUUUAUGAGUUUAUCUAUACGACUACAUCGUCUACUUUCACAGCGGCUUCUACCACUGCGAUUUUCUAGCAAUUUUUUCCUCCGCAGCCAGGACUUUGAACGUCAUAGUAUGACGAAUCUUGCUUCUCCCACGAUGGAAUCCGAAAAGGUACGAUACCAGGUGAAGAACACUAUUGUUUGCGCGUUGCCCUUGCCCCAGCUGGCACGUUUCCCAUAUGCUGCUCCCCCUUACCCCCACCAUUCACCCUCAACCCCCUCUCAUCCUUACUGCCCUACCUAUCCUCAUAACUCCCACCAUUGAAAGCUGUUCACACUCUCCUUCCCCAUCCCUCUAUGGUUUCCAUUUCCCCCCACACACACAAGUCUUGCCGUGACACAUUUCUGCCGCACAAGCCAACAUGCAAAUACGUCUACAGUUUUUCGAUGAGGAGGAAGAGGUCUUCCUCAUCGACAAGGACAGUCCUUUGCAUAACCUUGUCCCUCUGAGGACCCUUCAAGAGAUUAGAGCUGCCGUCGAAACGAGUAUUCCCCCCCAGCUUCCCUAGCACCAGCCACGUUUGUAUAUUGCCCACCCAGCAGCUGCUGACUGCUUUCCAGUUGAUGUUUUCACAGUUCCUAUCCCUUCCAGGUCUGCCAAUGCGGUUCUAUCCUCUCUCAGAGCUAUAGUUCCAACCUCUCUUCAACACCUUCGCCGUUUGGUCAAACCGUGUUAUAUCCCAGACUCACUAGUAGAUUUCCUCGCUGUGCCUCCCACACCGCCGGAGGAAAACAUUUUAUAUCUCCUCGUGUGUCCCGUUACCGAUAUUUCCGAGGAGAAUCUGAGUAAUUUUCUUCGGGAACUUCCAGCAUUCUCAGCUACCGGCGCAAUUCCCCGAAUUAUGACUGUGGCUGUCCCUUCUUCUCAGCCUAUAUCAGCCGCCCAAGCAACCGAAUGGUCAGCCAAGUAUUGGCCCGCUGUUUAUAAGCGCGGAAAUCCCUAUGGGCCACAUCCCUCCAUUGUCUCUCAAACCCUCAGAGGGCUUAUAGAUCCGGAGAACCAUAUACUGCUUGCCAAGCGGAUAGCAACAGAAACUGCAUCCUCCGGAGAAGGUCUAGGUUUCGGUGCUGUUAUUGUCGACCCCCAGACGGGACAAAUUUUAGCAGCUGCUGGUGAUGCCAGACUCCGCUGCAAUGCGAAGGGAUGGGGGAACCCUCUCGAUCAUGCAGCCAUGAGAGCCAUCGAUAUGGUCGCCCAGAGGAGGUUAGGCAGAACCCAGAAUGUUAGGCCAGACAACAAAGUUGAAGUCUGGAAUGGGGUAUAUCUCGAGGAUGAGGGAGCACCCACCAAGAUCGUCGUGAAGCUUGAUGGAAAUUCCAUCAUUAAAAAUGAAGAUAAAGAUAGAAAUGCCAACGGAGAGGACGGAAAAGAGGUUGACGAUAGGAGGGACGACGGCUAUUUGUGUCAUAAUCUUCAGGUGUACCUCUCCCACGAGCCAUGCGUAAUGUGCAGUAUGGCGCUCCUUCACAGCCGUGUUGGGUCCGUGGUAUUCGGAAUGAGGAUGUCUAGGACUGGAGCACUCAAUGCAGAAGCUGGAGGGAGGCAAAUGGGUCUUUUCUGGAGACCCGAGCUCAAUUGGAAGUUUGUAUGUUGGCAGUGGAAGGCGGGUCCAGGAGAAGAAAUUGAAUCCCACGAAAAUGUAGAUGCAUAAAAUGUUGCCCAAACCCGGGGCAGUGCAUCGACUCCCGUGAUUAAGCUUUGCUUUGGACCCCUCCGCGGUUCUGUUAUAGAAACCUUGGCGUCGUUUAUGUUGAUGAUAGUCUAUCAUUGGUGUAAUUUGUUUUCCUCUUGCGGGCAGAGCUCUUCACGCUCCUGAUUUGGCGUGAUACAGUACAACCAACAGAGUCUAAUUAAGUACAAUCCAAUCAGCAUGUUAACUCCCGUACUCGAACGCCGUGAUGAGACGCAAGUUUAUGUGAUUGGAUCCAAAACCGGUCAAUAACAAUCAACCCAAAAAAGAAAGUUAAGGCAUGGGGGUGAUGCUAGUUUGCGAUGCGUAAUUUCCGUACCGUAAUCGAGCACUUCACCGCAGCCGGGAGAAGAAGAAAAAUCUCGCACAGGCGGUCAAGGGUGCUCGGACCAAUCUGAAGACUGUAGUGUGGUAUGAUUUCGAAUACCAGCGCUCCCUGGUGCAUGCAUUCGAGUGUCGUAUCCACAUCCGUUCGAGUUCGGAGUUCAGGAGUGAUGCGGGCCUUGUAACAGGAGGGUGAUUUUUUCCCCCGGAGUCGAGUGAGAAUGAAUGAAUGAAUGAAUGAAUGAAUGAAUGAAAUGAAAUGAAAUGGGACAGUUACCGCUGCAGUGCAUCAGGUUAUGAUACGGCACCGGCAGCGGGGUAAGCUCGUGAGGAUGCAAUGUAUGAUAAGUUGCCCCAACGCUCAAAGAAUUUGUGCGUGUUCCAGUCAUGGGGCUGUGUGUUGCCUGCUGCGGUGAAAGGCUCGACCGCUACGGUGCCCGCAAAGAGCGAUAACAUGCCCGAAAAUAACGGAUUUAGAAACGGUCCUUGCGAUACCCGGU